AUGGAAACGAUUCAACAUUUUCAGAUAUCAUUGCUCUCUAAGGAUGAUUGUUGGCUACUCUUUGAAGAGCGUGCAUUUAUGUGUGGAACACCAAAAACUCCAAACUUUGUUGAUAUUGGAAAAGAAAUAGCUAAAAAAUGUAAGGGUGUUCCCUUAGUUGCCAAGACAUUAGGAAGUCAGUUGGGCUUCAAAAGUGAUAUAAACGAAUGGUGUAAAAUAAGAGAUAAUGAGAUAUGGGAGAUAUCACAAAAUGAAGAAUUUGAUCUCUUACCUAUUUUAAGGUUGAGUUACUAUGACCUCCCUUAUCAUUUGAGAAGAUGCUUUGUGUUUUGUGUUAUAUUUCCCAAGGAUGCUGAAAUCAAAAAGAAUAAAUUAAUCCAAUUGUGGAUGGCCCAUGAUUUAAUCCCUACAGUUAAAAACCAAGCAGUUGAAGAUAUUGGGAAUGCAAUUUGGAAAGAGUUGUGUUGGAGAUCCUUUUUUCUAGACGAGAAAUUAGAUCGGUAUAGACUUUAUGAAAUAUGUAAGAUGCACGAUCUUGCCCAAUCUAUUAUGAAAGAUGAAUAUUAUACGUUGGAUGCUAAUGGUUCAAGUGAUGAUUUAAGACGAGAAAUUCGUCAUGUAACGGCAAUGGUUGAUGGAUGUGACAAAACAUCAGUUCGUUCUAUUAAGAAAAUUGGAGGGUUGCAAUCACUAAUGGUCAAUGGCAAAGUUGUUGAUGGAAAUAUCACAAAACAUAUUUUUUUGAGUGUCUUGAAGAAACUUCCGGCUUUACGUGUCCUUGAACUAAACUGCGAUGCGCAAACUCAAGAUUUGCGUUAUAUGGGAUAUCUAAAACAUCUUAGAUACUUAGACAUUUCCGGGAAUAAUCAGAUAACAGCAUUACCUGAUAGUAUUUGUGAUCUCUUUAACUUACAGACUUUGAAACUCAAUCAGUGUCCUUUGCUUGAAAGUUUGCCCAGAAAUACAAAAGACCUAAUUAGUUUGCGGCAUCUUUAUUUGGAGAGAUGUAAUGGAUUGAAAUAUAUGCCUAGAGGGUUGGGGAAAUUGAAACAUCUGAAGACGUUAAGCUUGUUUGUGUUAGGCAACAAGGAGAGAAACUGCCAACUAGAUGAAUUAAAAGAAUUGGAUAUCGGCGGAUCUUUGAAAAUUAAGAACCUUGAAAGAGUUAGUGAUGUGUUAGAAUCUAAACCACAAUAA
This is a messenger RNA of Impatiens glandulifera, 1197 nucleotides long. RefSeq names its product putative disease resistance protein RGA3. Gene Ontology annotation, molecular function: ADP binding; protein binding. The transcript has a single exon. Bases 1 to 1197 code for a protein of 398 amino acids. The record is from RefSeq and is a predicted model, not a curated record. Lineage: Eukaryota; Viridiplantae; Streptophyta; Magnoliopsida; Ericales; Balsaminaceae. Gene Ontology annotation, biological process: defense response to other organism.